Molecule: messenger RNA, 2659 nt
Organism: Physcomitrium patens
Lineage: Eukaryota; Viridiplantae; Streptophyta; Bryopsida; Funariales; Funariaceae
Source: RefSeq, a predicted model, not a curated record
GGAGAGGAGGAUCCACCACCAGCCCCGUUGCGUCGUCGGAAUCCCGUGACAAUGUCGUCUUCGUCGUCGUCGACGAGGACACUGGCAGCAAGAGCAACAACAACAACAAGGAGGCGUGUUUUUCUUUCUCCGAUCGGCAGCGGCCACGUCCUUGGAGUGCAACGCGAGACCGAAUCUCGGGGAUUCUGCCUCCACUCUCGGGAGUCCAGGUCCUGGGAGAGCCACUGGUGGUCCAGUUCCGUCGUUGAUGGAGUCUAGUCUAGCGUAGCACCCGAUUCCCGAUUCCACCUACGCUUGCGCACUCCAUGUGCGCAGGCGCCGUCAAAUAUAUCACUGCAGAGGGGCUUGUUGUUCACGUCGCAUCCUCCGAUGCAUAUAAGAACCUUGUGGUUAGAGGCAGGUACUUCUAGGCCGAGCGCGGUAGUACCUGUAAGCUACGAUGUUGCUAAUCUCGUGCUUCACUAUCCACUUCGGAUGUUGGCUGGCCAGGUGAGUGUGUCGGGUCGUUUUUGCUGCUUAAAGUGAAGUGAAGCUGGGCUGUGAGGUUGUCCGUGAGCUCUGCUGGGUUUGCCGAAGCCAUCAAAUAAUUUUUGGAGCUUGCCCCUUUGAGAGUUCUGUUGUUUAUUUUUCCUUUUCCCCUCCCCCCCUUCAAUCACAAAGGGGGUUGCGGUGCUGUCGCUAACAUGGGGUUGUGUCUAGGCUACAUGCUUUUAGAUCGCGUGGUUAGUAUGUGUGAAACAUGUUAGUGUAGAGCAAUGAGGGCGCUGAGAAGAGGGUCGCCACCGCAAGGGGUGUGUUUCACCUUUCUAGGAGAUCCUUCUUUCCUCUAGGAGUGAAGGGCUUGUGCUUUAUUUAUUCAUUUAUUUUCCCCUCUUCCUUCCUUCUUCUUCGUCUUCUUCUGUUCACUGUUUUCCGGUCCUUUUCAUUGCGCUUCGACCAGCGUGUUCGCACCGGUCAGCCAACAGCGACAAGUUGUGCACAUGAGGCUCCCCUCACUCAGAAAGUGGCAAUCUACGACGAAUGACGUUGAAGCGAAUUCUGGCCCAAGAUAUGGCAUUGUUCUCGACAGCUCUAAGGCAAUCCCGCAAUCACCACGCAAGGGCAAAUGUGCUCCACAGCGUGUUCGUGUUCGAUGGUGUGUCCGGAGCUCGCAGAAUCCAAUAGCCAAGGUAAAAUGGAUCCAGAAUUAUGGAGUAAGCUUCCUCAGAAAAUACUUCUGGACGUGCUAGCAAGGCUUCCCCACAACUGCAUCGCCAGGUGCCGCGAGGUGUGCAAGAUAUGGAAGGAGCUUCUUGUGAUGAAGCACUUCACAGACAGGAUUGUAUCGGUUCGAAAAUCUCAUACCCCUUUCUUGCUAGUAUGCGUCAAGAGGUAUCAAGCCAUCAUGGCUUAUAAUCCAUCGAUGAAGGAGUGGCGAGAAAUAUUCAUCUGGAAAAAGUCACCCAACUUCCAGAUUCACUGCUUGCGAGCUGCAGGUGGGGGAUUGCUCUGCUUCAAGGGCAAUCUUGGCAAAAGGAAGAACGUGGAAGAUGGAGAUACCAGGCUCCUUGUUGUCAACCCCAUUACCAAGUUAUGGCGCAUCCUCCCCAGCCUCCCUCCAGGCAUCCGAGCCUCCGGGUGCGUCAAUGUGAUCGUCCUCGAGAACGAACCUAACCAGUUCAAGAUUCUGUUCAUGCAAAUUCACCGUGACCCACAUGCACAACGCCGCCUAGUGGGGACUCUAUACGAUUCUGCUGCUGAUAUGUGGAUAACGUACUGUGAGGACACUACCCUGGAGUCCAUUUACCGGAGUGUGUAUGUCAACGGAUCAAUGCACUACAUUGGCUCCGAGCGGGUGCAUGAGAAUGGCGCUAUUGUCAGCCGAAGACAAGGGGUCUCGUUCGAUAUGUACAGUAAAGUGUUUUCCAGGUUUGAGGCGCCACUGAUCAGCGAGGUCGGCGCCAAGAAAUUCAUGGAGCUUCACGGCCGGCUUUCGCUGGUUACAUUCUCCACGGUGGCCACAUUCUCCCCCUCGGUGCAACAGUUCGACGAACAGACUGGGACUUGGGUGGAUGCGCAGCUGUUGCCUGCAGGGGUUGGUCUCGGCGUGCAAGGUUACGUGCCGCUGGGUCAGGGCUCCUAUCUGUACUUCGCCGACCCGCACCGACAAUCUAAAACCGUAGUAUGCUACGAUUUGUUGAAUAGGCAGAGGUUCCUUAUUGAAGACGCUUUUCCUGACUUACGUUUUGAAGGUUACAAAUUAUAUCAUCCUUCGUUGUGUUCGGUGUGAGAAGCAUGCAGCAUCGUCCUUCUUUGCAUGCCAUGCAUGCAGGUGGCUGCUUUUCGUUUUAAGAUUAUUAUCCAUCUCUAUGAUAUUAGACUAGAAAUUUUCUUGCUGGGAUGUGGUUUCUACGUAGUCGAGUUAUGGAGAUCAAUUGGAGUUCUAUUGGAAGGACUUGAUUACUAUGCUGGCCGGACUACGUUAGGAUAGAUUACAUUGGGUCUAACCAUCGAAUCGUAUGGUAUGAGAUCUGUUAAACUUGGUCGUCUCAUUGAGCCUAGUAUACAAUCCGUCGACCUCCACAACAUUGAUUGUGCAUGUUUUUAUGACUCAGAUUUAUACACCACUGGCUUUGCACAGUUUUACUUGGCAAAGAACAGUGUAAUUUGUCGUUCAAAA